UAUCCUUGGUAGUGGGGUCAGAUUGCAGGUAGCGGACGUGGCGGAGAAUGAUGCAUUGAAUCUGGAGGUUGAUGGGGUGAUACGUGAGGAUUUUCAUCUUUCAGUCAUCGGGACAUUUUGUGGAAAUGGCGGAGAUGCUAAAUCAGUAUUUUACGAUGUGUAAGUGCUGGUGUUGGACUGGGGUGGAUAAAUCAGAAGUCACAUGAUAUCAGAUUAUGGUCCAACAGUUUUAUUUGGAAUCACAAGCCAUCAGAGCAUGCUGCUUUGUCAGGUGAAGUCUGACUUCACCUGUAUCAUGUGAUUUCUGUCAAGGUUUUGUCUUAGUUUUCACAAUGGGUCACUGAAACCAUCCCAUUAGGAACUUAAUUAACUUAAAACAAUUGCUGUCACUAUUGUAAGAAUUAAAGACAGACAAGUCCCAGGACCCAAUGGCCUACAUAGUGGCUGCAUUGAAUAUAAUAUUCCAAAAUUCUCUGGAUUCUGGAAAAAUUCUAGUGGAUUUGAAAAUUUCUAAUGUAACAUUCUUAUUCAAAAUGUGAGGGAGGCAGCAAGUAGGAAACCGAAGACAAGUUGGUUUAACAUCUGUCAGUGGAGAAUUGUUAGAAUCCAUUGUUAAGAAAAUAGUGAUGGGACAUUUGGAAAAUCAAAACACAAUCCAUCAGAGUCAGCAUAGUUUUAUGAAGGGUAAAUCAUGUUUGACUAAUUUGCUAGAGUUCUUCAAAGAUGGAACAAGCAAAGUGGAUAAUGGGGGUCUUCUGGAAUUCUAGAAGACACUUGUUCAGGUGCUGCUCAAAAGGUUAGCACACAAGGUAAGAUCACAUGGAGUCUGGGGUAACUAAUUAGCUUGGAUAGAGGUUUGGCUAACCAGCAGAAAGUUGGGAUUAAUAGGUGUUUGGUUGGCAAGAUGUAACUUUUGGGGAGCCAUAGAGUUUGGUUCUCAGGCCCCAACUGUUUACAACCUAUUUUAAUCAUAUGGAUGCAAGGAUAGAAUAUUGUAGCCAAUUAAAACAGAAGGGAAAGUAAGUUGCCAUUAAGCAGUAAGAAAUUUACAAAUGGAUAUGAAUAGGUGAUGAGAAUGGGCCAAAAAUCUGGAACAUGGAGUUUAAACCAUGGAUAAAUGUGAGGUUAUUCAUUUUGUUCAGAAGAAUAAAAAGGCAACUUCAGAGUGCUUCAGUGCGGAGGAAUCUGGGUGUCCUUGUGCAUGAGUCACAGAAAGCUAGUAUGCAGGUACAGCAGGUAAUAAGGAAUGCAAAUGGAAUUUUGACAUUUAUUGCAAAAGGAAUAAAGUAUAAAAGCAAGGAACUGUUGCUGCAACUAUGCAAGGCUUUGAUGAGAUCACAUGUAGAGUACAUAUAGUUUUACUCUAGGAGGGAUGUAAUCACAUUGGAAACAGCUCGAAAGAGGCUGAAAGCUCAAUCACUGUGAAAAGAUGUGCUCAACAGAGAAAGAUGAUGGUAAACAAGUUAUCAGAGUCAUAGCAACAGGGUGAAUGAGAAGUAAAGGAAACAAAAUAUCCAUAUCCAUGAAGAUGAGAGUUAAGAGCACAACAGGGUAGGAACCAUCCAAAUGAAGUAUCUGGACCCGACAGAAAAAAUUCUGGCAAUCAUUCAAAUUAGUAAAGAGAGUGGGAAGUAAGCACGCAACCAUAAAUGGUAACCCCAGGAAGUGGUGUUCUGAAACUGAGCAGGAUCAUACGAAUGAUGGUGGAGUAAUGUAGAGCAACAGCCCAAAUCAUAAUGACACACAAAGGGUAAAGAUGCUAACUCCAUGUUCAAUGUCACCUGUCAUGUGACCCUGUUAUCUCAGGGUUGAACAGUUGCAAAAAGAUGCAGCUUAUCUGAGUAAACCAUGAAAUGAAAAAGCUGACACAGGACUGAAGGUAGCAAACCCAUCUAGUGCAUUGUAUCCAGAGUUUUCAUUGAGACAGCUGCAUGCCUUGAGCACCACAUCACAACUGAUAGUGAUAAAACUGAUGAUUCCAAGUCAAGCCCUAGACAGAAGGAAAAUUUGAAUGAGAGCUCCUAUAGAAGGAAGAAAAGAAGCUGAUUGCCGGAGCCGCAAAGCCCACAGUUUGAGUAAAAUGUAUCAUUUUGAGAGAAAUUUGAGGUGUGAAUUUGCCUGCACCCAAAGAUCUUUAUCAAACAAUAAAGUGGAACUACUGUUUCAUCCCAAUACCAGGAGAGAUGCACCUAGCAUUGAGAAGAGGAAAUAUUUUCAGAAAGCUCUUUGACCUAAAUAUCUAGUGGAAUAUGAAGUUCAACAAGAAAUCUUUGUUGUUCAGAACUUUCACACUAGUCGGCCAGUACAGGUUCCUGUGUUUAGAAUUAAAGUGAGCCAGGAUGUGGCCUUGCAGAAGGUAGACAAGGUAUACAGAGAUGCAAAAGAACAAUCAGCAUAGCUUCUUUCUAUAACAUUGGUGUAGUUGGAAAACAUCAAGUGCAGCAUGGAGAGAACCAGGAAAGCUGGGAUCAAGCUAAGCACAAACAAACGCAUUGUGAAGUUAACAACAUGCCGAUUCUUCUGAUGAAGUCAAGCUGAGUCCCAAGAAAGUGAGACUAAGCACAGGCAUGAUGGGACAAAAGAUCUCUUUCUGGGACCAGCUGGAAUGGAUGUGUGUUAUAAUGUUGUCAGCAGUUUCUUCGUUUUCCAGGUCCUAUAUCAUAAUGUCACUCCACGUCUCUCCACUCUGCUCAGCUGUGGAUACAAGAACUUAUCUCGGGAACAGAAAACUGAAUGGAACUCGAGAUGUGUCUCCACAAUUCAUGCUGUUGUGGUUGGAGGACUAGCUUUAUAUAUCCUUUGGUUCGAUGAUCUUGUCAACAAAGACCAUAUCUGGGGGGAUCCCAAACUAGUGAAGCUUAAUAUAGCAAUCGCUUCAGGCUACUUGAUUAAUGAUUUAAUGCUUCUCAUUUGGCACUGGAAGACGUUGGGUGACAGCUUUUUCCUCAGUCACCAUUUGGCAGCACUCUAUGCAUACCAGUAUGUGUUGGGACAAGGGCUCCUUCCAUAUUUUGCUAAUUUUCGCCUGAUUGCCGAGCUGUCCACACCAUUUGUAAAUCAGCGGUGGUUCUUUGAGGUUCUGCAGUUUCCCAGAAAUGCCAGGUUGGUUGUGUUGAAUGGUGUCGCCAUGACUGUGAGCUUCUUCCUUGUGCGCAUUGCUGUGAUUCCGUCCUACUACCUUCAAAUGGCUUCUACCUUUGGGACAGCAGGCUUCCACCGCCUGGGCCUUGGGCCACAGUGUGCUUGGAUCAUUUCCAGUGUUGUUCUGGAUAUUUUGAACACAAUCUGGAUGUAUAAAAUCGCCAGAGGGUGCUGGAAAAUUCUGUUUGCAUCCCAGAACUACCGGAAAACUAAGCUCAGCUAAGAGUUUAUAGAGAAGUAGCAGUUUUUUCAUGUUGUCAUUCUGCUGAAACUUCUAAUCAUUCAAUCUACAUCAAAUCAACACUCUCGAAAACUUACACUUACGUUUGAGAUUUUUGACGUAAAUCCAUAAAUGUUUUUUAUGUAAUAUUGCAACUGAGACAUUGAGGCAAUUGAAGAUGACACAAUUAUGUAAUUAGUCUUAGGUUUGUAUAAACUGAGCCAAGUAAUUCAUUCAGUCAUUGUCAGAAACUAAUCAUCAAUUCUUCAUCUAUCUGUAACAAUAAGGACAAUACUUCAAGAUUGAAAAGUGCCUAAGAGCCAACCUGGGCCAAGCUCUCCAGUGCUGGCCUAGACAGACAUCUGGAUCAAAAGGUUUGUGGCUCAACAGGAAUUGCUUUGCAAAAUUGUCUCAUCCACAUCCUUCCAGACUCUGCUAGUUGAGCAUACUUUUGCAAAGGUUAGCUAGAAAAAAACGUUGUCAAUGUUCAAUGUAUAUCUCCUCGUGUGUGCCAGUUUUUCCUCCUUUUUCCAUUUACUUUGUCCCAGUUACUCUAUUCUUUCAAGUGCCACUGGUGCCUUUCUCUGUUAUUCCAGAUUACAAGAGCACCCACCUCGGGUCUUUGACAUGCAUCAGCAGCUCCUGGCUCUGUAAAACCCUCAGAUUAAGGAAUUUAAAAUAUUUCCCCUCUCACCCUUUCAAUGUCUGUGUAUAUAUUUGAAUGAGAAAGAGCAUUGUGAACAUACUAGAGAGUUGUGUGUAAGAGAAGUGUAUUGGUGUUGCUGAAAGACAGCAAUAAGAUGAUGACUAGAUAAUCUGUUUUACUGUUGUUGGUUGAAAAUCAACAUCGACAGAUAGUAGGGAUAACUUGCCUGCUCUUCUUCAUGUGGUGGGAUCUUCUUCGUGUACUGAUAGGGCAGUAAGGGCCUUGGUUUAACAUUUUGUGUGAAAGAGUACUGACAGUGCUGCGCCAUCCGUACUGGACUGGAAUGUUUGCCUGGAUAAUGGGUUGAAGUUCUGGGAGUAGGAGCCUCAACCUCAUAAUUCAGAGGGUGGGGUGCUACCACAGAGCCAUGGCUCACAGUCAAGUUUAAACCUAGACAGACCAGAGUCAGAAUUUAUUUGUUAAUUAUGUAGUUUCACAAUUUGAAUCUCAUUUAUGAAUGGUUUGAGUUAUCUGAUUAUUAAAAUAAGGAUUUUCAGAAACAGAAAAGGACUAUUUGACCCAAUAGAUUCAUCCCCUUUUUAUUGACUAACCCUUCCUAUUUACUCUUUCACCAUGUCCAGCAGUCUCUGCUCUUCAAAAACCCAUCUAAUUUCCCUGGUUACUGCAGAAACUGGUUAUUGAAAAUAUCAAGCUUUGCUUUUUUUUUGCAAAUCAGCUUGUGUAAUCCCAUUCUCCACACAUUUCUAUAACUUCAGUUUAACUGAUAAGUGCAUCUAUGAAAUGCAUCUAUUAAUUAAUCAGUAUCAAAUGGCACCGUUAAUUGUUGUCCACUUAACUGGCUGGUGUAGAUGAAUAAAAGUUUGAACAGAGAGCUAGCAUAGAUUUGUAAAGGCUAAGGUAUUUCUAAUGAAGGUUUUUUUUUAAAGGAAAUAGUUAAUAUAGUAGUUAGGUAGCACUUAUGGUUUUAUUUAUACGGAAUUCCAGAAACCAUUCGAAGGAUUCCAUAUAAAAGGAAAGUGCAUGGAGUUGGAAACAACUUAUUGGCUUGGAUAGAAAUUGGAUAAAGCGGGAGGGGAUAGAAAAGAAUUAAAGGUACGUACUCAAGUUGGCAGAUAUCUCCCAGAAUUCUGGGGUCUCCAGCUUUUCACAAUAUGUAUAAAUGAUUUGGAUGCAGUAGUAGAAAGUUGUAUAAGAGUAAACUGUAAAGAGUAAACAGAAGCAGAAAGUUUAAAAGGGACAUUAAUAGAUUAACUGAACUCCACCUUCCAUACUUCUGCCCAUUGUUGGAGUGUGGGGUUAUCUGCUUUGGAUCAACAAAGCAUGAGUAUUUUCUAAAUUGCACAAAGGCUAAGUGAAUAGAGAGAUUUGGGAAGUUAAAUCUUUGAGUAAUGUUUAGUCAUGAUCCUGAAACAAUGAUUCCUAAUGGAACAUUUGACUUCUCUUAUCCAAGAAGUUCAAUAUGUAAACAAGAACUUGGGGAUGAUAGUGAAUUACAGAAGUCAUCAAAGAUGACAGAGCAGGAACAUAAAGUAAAUUUAUAAAAAGCCGUUAUUCCUUAUGUUCUUAUGAGUUUGAGUGCCCUAAAGAUCUAACUCUCCCCUUCCUCUUCUACAUGCUUUCUCUCAGCAAUAAUCCAUAGUCAUGAGGUCAACUAUAACAUGCUUACUGAAACCAGCUCUGGUUUUCCUCCAUAUUGCAACUACAAUAUUGUUAUGAAUGUUUUUAUGAAUUAUAACUGAUUCCAAGACAAAGUUUGGAAGAUCAAAGCCAUUGUUAAAAUACAUCUGUCUCACUUGCUAAUCAGACUGUUCCUUGCCUGAGCUUAGUUUCAGAAACCACAUAUCCUCCCUCCCAAAACCACUUUUACAACUUACAUUAUAUCUAUCCCUUUGCUUCCAAAACCUUCACUUGUAUGUUAGUUGUCUCCAGACUGAGCUAUCUAAUGCUUCCUCCCAGCCUCCACAAGCUUCAACUUGCUGCAUUAAUCGGGUUCCACUCAAUCACACUCCUCUCUUUGCUAACUCGCAGACAAAUGUAAAAUCUUAUUCUUGUCUUUAAGCAGAACAUUUUCCUCGUGCCCUUACCAGUAUUAAUUCUUCAACCAACAUCACGUAACCACUACCUUUUGUCUUAUUGCUGUUCCUUACACUACAUGCUAAGUAUCAAUCAGAGUUUCUACUGGUACACUGGCCAAAUAAUCUUCAGUAACAUAACCUGCCACAUAAGUGUGAAGGGUUAGUGACAACUUUAUUUUUAAACUGAGAAAAAUCUUUUCUCCCUUUUUUGAGUUUCCUCAGUUUCAAUUUGAUCUUUUAGGUUAUAUCAGACUCUUACUCAUCAGUUCUCUAACCUAGGACACAUGCAAACCAUUUGUGGUUUAAUCUCCACCAUCGGUAGGGUAAGAGGCAGAUCCUGAAUCCAUCCCAGCCAGAACAUGAAUCAAAUGUUGUGCUAUUGGCAUCACGUGAUUCUCAAUAAAUGCCAAUCAGCUCCCCAGGGAGUCCCAGUUACUGCUGCAGCAUGCACCGUGCUGUUUUAUUUGUAUGUAGCCUGGAGCUAAGAUGGAGGCUCCUGUGUCCUGUCUAUCAUGUGGCUGACCAGAAAUCCCUCCCACUUUUACCACCUCCAAUGGCGUGUGUUGGAAUGAUUUACAAAUUGAUAAUCAAUCUAUUUGGUGACAUUGUGAAACACCUUAUUUGGGAUGGAAUAAAAUUAAUUAAGUUAAACAUUGGUAAUGAGGAAAUUAAUGGAAUUAAAGAGUAACAAAUCCCCAGGACCUAACGGUUUCCAUCUGAGGGUGUUAAAGGAAGAGGGAAAGCACUUUGUAGAUGCCCUAACUAUAAUUUUUCAGAGUUGCCUAAAUACCAGAGAUGUCCCUCUAAGUUGGAAAACUGCAGAUAUCAAUCCACUUUUUAGGAAGGGCGAAAGAUGCAAGAUGUGACCAGUGGUGUCCCACAGGGAUCUAUGUUAGGGCCUCAAUUAUUCACAUUAUUUAGUAACAACUUGGAGAAUGGCAUAGAAGGGUAAAAUUUGCUGAUGACACAAAGUAAGGCAGCAUUAUAGAAAAUGUAGAUGACAGCACAAAAUUCCAAAGAGAUAUUGAUAGACUAGGUAAAUGGGCAAAACUGUGUCAGAUGGCAUUCAGCAUAAACAAAUGUGAGGUUAUCCAUUUUGGACUGAAAAAGGAGAGAUUACAGUACUUUCCAGAUGGUAUGAAGUUAAUACAGCAGAUGUCCUAAGAGACUUAGAGGUUCAGGCGCGUAGGUCUUUGAAAUGCCACAAACAGGUGCAUAAAAUAAUGAAGAAAGCUAAUGGAAUGCUCAGUGACAUCCUUGACCCUGGCACCAGGGAGGAAACACCCCACCCCUCCCUUCCCAAAAUCAGUACCCAAAGCGACAUACCUGUUUGGUAAAGGAAUGGCCAGAGGGUACGCCCGCACUGCCUACCCACACUCACUGGUGGUGUGACCAGCUCACUAAAAAUGUUAUCCACAACAUUCCCAGCCUCCUGGAUGCUCCACAGAGAGCCCAGGCACAGCAUCCAGCAAAUCAGGAGCUGCAACUGAACACAAUUCCUGCAUAUGUAAUGAGAAUGGAUACUUGAAGUGUCCCUGAUUUCCCACCUAUUGCAGGAGGAGCAUUCCAUGGCGCCAAGUUCUCCUGCCAUUUUCAACCUUGUCAACUAAAUCAACCUUAUCAACUACAGACAAUAACCCAAUAACCCAUUCAUUACUAAACUCAGGUUUCCCACUCCUGCUCAUUAUUCCUAGCAGACUAUAACUACAAAAAGUAAGUACAUUGUUUCUCUCCAGAUACUACUCACUCCGUGUGCGAACCUGGUUCCUGAGCAGCGAAGCCUAGGUCACUUUUUCAGUCCAGACAUCUCCUCCAGAGCUCCGCCCUUAGAUUGAGCUCCACUCUGUUGAUGUUCACCCCAAGGUUCAGUCUCCUUAACCUUGUUGCUGCUGCUCUUACUGCUCAGACUGACAUUGCUCCUUGGGUAUUUGUGCUGCUGCUCAC
This is a messenger RNA of Rhincodon typus (whale shark), 8047 nucleotides long. RefSeq names its product TLC domain-containing protein 4-B-like. The transcript is spliced from 7 exons. The record is from RefSeq and is a predicted model, not a curated record. The coding region runs from base 2606 to 3364 and encodes 252 amino acids. Gene Ontology annotation, cellular component: membrane; endoplasmic reticulum. Gene Ontology annotation, biological process: lipid homeostasis. NCBI's taxonomy places the organism in Eukaryota, Metazoa, Chordata, Chondrichthyes, Orectolobiformes, Rhincodontidae.